Saccoglossus kowalevskii is the source of this 3737-nucleotide messenger RNA. RefSeq names its product E3 ubiquitin-protein ligase TRIM37. Gene Ontology annotation, cellular component: aggresome; peroxisomal membrane. NCBI's taxonomy places the organism in Eukaryota, Metazoa, Hemichordata, Enteropneusta, Harrimaniidae. The record is from RefSeq and is a predicted model, not a curated record. Gene Ontology annotation, molecular function: tumor necrosis factor receptor binding; ubiquitin protein ligase binding; zinc ion binding. Gene Ontology annotation, biological process: aggresome assembly; protein monoubiquitination; protein autoubiquitination.
UUCGAAUGUUUCGCCAAUAAUUCUAACGAAAUUAGCCUAAUUGGACCAUAUUUUUAAUUUUGAUGCUUGACACGUAACAUUGGGCGAAUAAUGGAAGACGCAACGGAGAGCUUAGCAGAGGUGUUCCGAUGUUUCAUUUGUAUGGAAAAGUUGCGUGACACCAGACUUUGUCCACAUUGUUCCAAAUUAUGCUGCUUCAUGUGUAUAAGGAGAUGGCUAACAGAACAGAGAAAUCAGUGCCCUCACUGCAGAGCACCCUUACAACUACAUGAACUGGUGAAUUGUCGCUGGGCUGCAGAUGUUACCAAUCAGUUGGAUACCUUACAGUUGGUCGGACCACCUUCAAGAACAGAUGAGAUUGAAAAAGACAAAUGUGAAAUGCACCAAGAGAAGUUAAGUGUAUAUUGUUGGACAUGUAGGAAGUGUAUAUGUCAUCAAUGUGCAUUGUGGGGAGGAUUGCAUUCAGGGCAUCAGUUCAAACCAUUAGAUGAAGUAUAUGAACAGCAUGUCACACAAAUCACAGAGGAAGUAGCUGCACUUAGAAGAAGGCUGAUGGAGUUGAUUAGUUUGGUACAGGAAGUGGAACGUAAUGUUGAAAGUGUGAGGACUGCUAAAGAUGAACGUGUACGUGAAAUAAGAAAUGCAGUAGAGAUGAUGAUAGCUAGAUUAGAAACGCAACUAAAAAGUAAACUUAUCACUUUAAUGGGUCAAAAGAAUCAACUAACGCAAGAAACUGAGCUACUAGAAUCAUUAUUACAGGAGGUAGAACAUCAACUGAGAUCCUGUUUGAAAUCUGAACUUGUUAGUAAAAGUAGUGAGCUGUUACAAAUGUUCACUCAAGUUCACAGGAAACCCAUGGCCUCCUUUGUUACGGCUCCAGUACCUGCUGAUUUCACAAGUGAAUUGGUUCCAGCCUAUGACAGCAGUAGAUUUGUCAUGUCAACUUACAGUAAUAUGCAGGCAAAGGCUGAUCCAGUGUACAGUCCGCCAUUGAAUGUAUCUGGACUUAGCUGGAGACUAAAAGUUUAUCCUGAUGGCAAUGGAGUAGUAAGAGGAAAUUAUCUUUCUGUAUUUCUUGAAUUGUCAGCUGGUUUACCUGAAACUUCAAAGUAUGAGUACAGAGUUGAAAUGGUGCACCAGGCUUCCCCAGACAGCAGCAAAAACAUUGUACGAGAAUUUGCCUCUGAUUUUGAAGUUGGUGAAUGCUGGGGAUAUAACCGAUUCUUCCGUCUUGAUCUCCUUGCUAGUGAAGGGUAUCUAUUGGAUGAUGUACUAAUUUUACAAUUUCAAGUCCGUCCACCAACGUUUUACCAAAAAUGUCGUGAUCAACAGUGGUAUAUCAACCAAACUGAGUCUGCACAGAGGCAGUAUAUGGCCCAGGUUAUUGACCUCAAGGAGAGGCUUGCUGUGGAGUUGUCAAGACAGAAAAGAAAUGGUGAUUCACCAGAGAGCCAGCUUGUAUUGAUAGAGAAAGAACAGUGUAGUAGUGAUGUAUCUAAGCACCCUAUAAUCAAACCUAAACCAAUCAGAGCUAUGUAUCCAGUAAAUCUAGGUAGUGGUGAUCAGAAUAUGCCAAGUAGUGAUAUAGAACAACCAGAAGAACACCAGUUGAGUGAUGAAGACAAUGAUGAUGAUGAAGAUCACGAGGACAGUGAGGAUACUACUGAAAGUUCAUCAGAUAGUAAUGAUGAAAAUGAUGUUGAUGAAGAGACAAUGUCUGGUGACAAUGAUGUGGAAAAUUUACAGCAAACCUGGGAUUCUAUAGAGCAGCAUCCACUGGAUACAACAGCGUGUCUAGCUAGCCAUCCUGUGGAUAAUUCUAAUCUCUUACUGGAUGGUGCAGUAGGUUAUAGUAGUCAAGCCCAGGCUGAUGAACUGAUGUUAUUACAAUUGUUAGAUUUACAAGACAGAUCAACCGCUGACGAUAGGUGGAGUUUUCAUUCAAGACCAACUCUUGCAUUUGGAGGGAGAAGAGAUCGAGAUAAAAGGAAGAAAAGACAGUUACCGUCUCUGUCAGCUGACAGUAUGUUACAGCAUAUACAGGAACAGAUGGCACAGGUGACUGCGACGGCUAAUGCCUUGGCAGCAGAGAAUGUAACGCCCAGUGUCAGUACAUCACAGUCUGAUAGCAGUAUAGGCAGUAGAAAUAAUCCCAAGUGGUAUUUUGAUGAUAGUUUGAAGCCAUCGCAUCAACUAGCAAGUGGUGAUGCAAGCACGCUAUCGCAGCCAGAAAGAUCUCGCACUCGUCCACAGAUGGAAGCUGUUAGAUCAGCACAUGAUAUACUAGAUAGUUCUAGCCCGUUGUCACUUCGAAUGUCUGUCACUAAUGCCAAAGAGGAAGAACAACAAGCUGCUGGUGGCGGCGAUGAUGUUGUCAGAUCCAAUGCCCCUCUUCCAACAGUUGCCAACCAACCAAGCAGUGCUGAUGUUGUUGUCAUACCAACAAGCAGUGACCAAAGUGAGAAUGUUGAUGAUGACGAGGAUUCUGUCGAGAGCCAGCCUGAAGUCAUGCGUGGAGGGAGCACUACACCAACUGCAUCAGCCGAACAGUUAAUGGAAGAGUACCCUCUGUCCCCAAGCACAGCUGAUACGUCUUUGGAACAGUUUCCAUUGCUAGAUCAAUUUCCUCUCAACCAUGAUUUAGAUGCCAAGUCGGUAAUACCAUCUCUCAAUACAGCUAGACUUGUGGCUAGGAUGAGAGACCGAAUGAUCACAAUGAGAAAGCCUGACAAGGAGGAAGUGAACUCACAGUGGAAGACAAUAGGUCCUGAUAACUCAAUUGUCUCAGCUGAUCCUACAGAGGUGCUAGCUGAGUCCGCUUCAUCCACUGAAGGGGCGACAGGCAGCCUUUCUGAUGUUAGUGGUGAGAGGGCACCAUCUGACCUGAGAACCAGGGAUCCAUCACCUCCUCCUCCUGUGGCUGUUACAAGAAAGAAGACGUCAGGAUCAAGUCGUAGUACUAAUUCUCAAUCAUCUAGCAUUCCUAGCAGCCAGGAUGUUUUUGGUUUAUUUGAAGAUGAUAAGGACAAAGAUCAACAAUCCAUCUGUUGAUAGUAUACUAUGCUGUACCUGUACACCAGAGAUUUUGUUUCUGAUGUUUAGAACUUGUGACUUUAAUAAUAAGAAAUUGUUAUAUAGUAUAUUAUUAUAUAACAUUUUCUGAUGGGUUGGAAACGAACACUAUGGCUAAAUAACGCUAAUUUGAGUACAUCGUCAAUUGGCAGACUUGGCUUUCGGUAAUUCGUCAGGCAUAACUCUGGUGAGUUGGCAGCAAAGACUGGCUACACUGUGCUACCAUACUUCAUAUUAGUGAUACAUCGUCAGUUGACAGAUUUGGUUUUGGACAAUUUGACUAGCAUAAGUCAUUGGCAACGAACACUAUGGCUACACUCGCAUCACUUCACUAAAAAUAGUGUCAUUGCAUGGUUUGUUUUUCUUUGCAUAUAGUUCAAACAUGAAAUGAUUACAUUUUAACACAUAUGUUAACUACAUGCACCCCAGUCAAGCGAUUUCAUCUCUAUAAUUGUAAUUUAAAAUCAGUAUUCCACAACAUAAAACAAAAUUUUAAAAAUUAAAAAUGUAAUUAAAUGAUUUUUGUACCCAGACGAUGAAUAUAUAGUUAAUUGAUGAUACGAUUGCAAAAGCUGACUGGCAGUGUGCCCUCUGUGCUGCGAGUCAAUUUAUGAAAACUAUGAAAUAUAUGAAAACUACCACUGAGGGUGCACUUCAAAGUGUUA